GUAAAACCAUCGGAAUGACCGGCCUAUGCGCGUAAAGAAAAGACCUUACGUCACGUGACCGCCUCUUACUCCCUAACCCCAUCAUUUGAGGAAUAGCGCUGCAUAUUUGUGUGUCACCAGCCCUCAGAUCUGGCUGUCACCCAUGUGUUUCUAAUGCAGAUUAAUCCAUAUGAUGCAAUUUAAACGGACGCAGGGAUUCUAGCGACACACUCGUCACUAAACGGAAGUUUGGUUUUCAAGGCAGCUGAGGUUGAAGUCUGUGUGUGCCUGUUUGCAAGUGGAGGAAAAUCACUGAACGCUCAUCAUGGCAGAAAACAACUUCCCUCCCCUGCCUCGAUUCAUCCCCCUCAAGCCAUGUUUUUACCAAGACUUCAAUGAGAUCCCAGACCAGCGUCGCACCAUGUGCAAGAGGCUGUACUACUUAUGGAUCUUGAAUAGUGCCACGCUGGCUGUAAAUCUGAUUGGCUGUCUGGCGUGGAUGUGCGGUGGUGGCGGAGCGACCAACUUCGGCAUGGCCAUCCUGUGGCUCAUCCUCUUCACCCCCUGCUCCUAUGUGUGCUGGUUCAGGCCCAUCUACAAGGCCUUCAAGACUGACAGCUCUUUCAAUUUUAUGGCUUUCUUCUUCGUAUUCAUGGCCCAGGUCGUGAUCAGUAUUAUCCAGACAGUUGGCAUUCCUGGAUGGGGAGUGUGUGGCUGGCUGGCUACCAUCACUUUCUUCAGCACCAACGUUGGCUCAGCUGUGGUCAUGCUGAUUCCCACCAUCAUGUUUACUGCAGUGGCUGUGCUCUCUUUCAUCGCUCUCACAAAGGUUCAUAACUUCUACCGUGGCAGUGGUGGCAGUCUGGGUAAGGCCCAGGAGGAGUGGGCCACCGGGGCGUGGAAGAACCCGCACGUCCAGCAGGCAGCUCAGCAGGCGGCUAUGGGAGCCGCCCAGGGAGCCAUGCAGCAGAACCAGAACCAGUACUCAGCAGCUCCCACCUACAACUACGACGACCCGAUGUAGGACAGAGGAGGGGCCCAGGCUGUCAAGUGGGAGAGAUAAAAAGGGAUCAAUUAAGAACACAAUUCAGAAUUAGGUGCCCUUCAUUAUAACGCUGUACAAGCUGAAAUCAAAAAGAACAAUGUAGAGAAAAGUCAUGUUUUCGGUGGAAAUGUACUUUUAUUGAAUUUUGGCACAUAUGGAAGUUAAUGAUUUUAGUCAGUUCACAUUUAAAUCAACAGCAAGUUAUAAAAAAGCUGUUUUUUUAUCUCUUAUGCUGCUGAAAUUUAGCUCAUCAAUGUGUUUGUGUUACUUUUUAACGGAGACACAUAAUAUAGCUAAAACUAGUCCCCUGAGCUUCAUCAGUUUAUUCAGGUUGGUUCAUCUGUGGUCAACACAGAGUGACUUCUCUGCCUGAGUCACACGUUUAAAACAUCAACACUGACCUUUAAUGUGUUUUUUAAGGUACUGUAAUGACUAUGAGUGUUUUUCUUUCAUUACUUUCAUUUGCCUUGAAGCUACAAAGUCACCAAACACUAAAAUAAAUAGCCCCUCAGUUGAUAUAAUGACUGCUUUCACAUCAGGUGACAGAUUAUAAGUGCAAAAUGUUUAAGAGAACUUAUAGGAUGAUUUCCUAUUAAAGGAAUAGUUCAACAUUUUGGAAAAUAUUGACUCUUGCAAAAAGUUAGAUGAGAAGAUCGAUACCACUCUGGUUGUAUCAAUUUUCUCAUCUAACUCUCUGCAAGAAAGCAAAUAAUGAUUAAUAAUAAUGGAUUAUUUCUUGAAUAAUUUCAACAAUUGAAUCAGCAUUUCAAAAGAUGAAAAAAAGAGAGAAAAACUCGAUGGGAAGAUAUUAAAAAAGUAUUAAAUAAUUUGUCUCCAACAUGAUUAAAAUCAGCAAGAAGCAAUAUCCACUAAAUUUAUCAGGCAGAAUUUCGGAGAGUUUAACUUCCAGAAAAAGACCUUUUACAGGUCAUGUUCUGGUGAUUUUUUGGCACUGAUGAGAAGCAUCAGUGAAACUUUUCAGUUUUAAUUCAGCAUUUUUUUUUUACAUUCUCAGGAAAGGUGUGAUAGCUAGUUUUAAACUCUACCUGUAAAGUGUCAACAUGUCAGGCUUUUGUCUCCUUUAUCGCUGUUAUUCAACCCUUCAGGGUGUUUUGGUUUUGUCAUUACACACUGGUCAUGUGUUGAGUAGGCUGACUUCAGUUAAACACAUUACUAUUACGUGUCAAAGUGAAGCACAUGCAGUAUUUAGGAUUGCAGUUCAUUGGAUAAAACAUUCCAAAUCAACGUUGUACAGGUUAAAAGUGAUUGGACGUAGAAAAAUAUAAAUAAUCAUUUGUUGUUGGUGAUCAUACCAUUGUAUGAAGUGAUGGAUGUUUUCCCCCUUUGGCAAAUUCUCCCUUUAACCCAUAAAUACAUGUAAAUGCUUAAAUGACUACUUGUUUCUGAAGCUCUGGAUUUCAGGCCUUAGUGUGUCAUUUCGUGGCUGUUGGUGUUAUUCCAUGAGUAGGUGUAAUAUGAUAUUUAUAUAAAGAAAACUGAAUAUAAAUUCAAUCCAAUCAUUUCUUGAUGAAGUGAAACUGAAAGAGAGAAUAUAUGUGUGUCGCCCUCGUGAGGACUGCCCGAUGUGUUCAGUCAGAGACUGUGUCAUAUUGUUGUCAGUGAGAAAAGGUUGUUUAACCUUUCGUGUCACAUGACUUACAAGUCUUCUUUGAAAACGUCUUCAAGAUUCAGUAGAUGGUUAAUACAGUAACACAGUAUUAGACUUGAAACAAAUGUAAAGAUAACGUAUCUGAAUGCUCGUUAUUUGAAAACCUGUGAGUCGUCUUGUCUGAUUGUGAUGAUGUGGUAUUCAAUAGGGUGUUUGUUGUUUUAUUUUUCUGUUGUAUUUUUUGUGUAUUUCGGAUGACGUGUGGGUGAGUUUGAAGCACAUGUUCGUUGUGUCUUUCCAUGGCUGUGGGUAACAGAUUUUGAAGUUUUUUGGGUUUUUUUUAAUUUUAACUUUUUGAAAAUUUUAAGGAAUGUUUGCACUUGGUUACCUGUUGGUGGAGUCAAAUGCAAACCAAAUUCACAGUGAAUCACAGCGGAGCAAUACUAACGUAUAAAUCUAUUAAACAGUUGAACUAAAGUGGGGUCCUGUUGUGCAGGCUUCAAAUAAUGAUAUAAACUGUUAUGCUCUCAAGUUGGACAUCACUACUAUUAUUUUACAAUUGCAUAACAUUUUCACCAGCAGAUGCACAUACAGUGAAGUAUGACCCUGGAAAGCGGACUAUUCACAUGCUCAUCUGAUGGUUGAGCUGAUCAGUUCUAUUUAAAGUGUAAAGUUAUGCACAAAGAUGAACAAAGAAGCUACUUUUCUCUGUAAGUUAUCACCGUCUUUGGUGAACUUUUGGAUCCGUCCAAACGUUUUUGCCAUUUGUACAUACAGUACAGUUAGUGUGAUUAUAGAAAUUACAACUGUAUAUUUAUCGUGUAGCAGGAACUGCAGCCCAUUGGACAGCUGAUACUCUGCAUUUCACAUCGCUGUAUCAAAGCUUCUGAGAGCCAUUUCACAUUACUGACCCAACCUCCCCGUGUUGCCACAUGUACUGUAUGUUGUUUGAUAUGUAUUAUCAUGUACUAUAUCAUAAGUAGAUAUAAAUAUAUAGUUACUUGAGGUGAGGUAAAUAUUUGCCAUGGAUAAACACAUUCAAUAGGAACAUGCUCUAAUUAGGUGGAUGAAACGUUUGAGGAGGCUGUGUCUCCAUGAGGGGCGUAAAUGAAGAAUACUUUUUUUUUGUCUAUUACUUUUGUAUUAUUUGGUCUUACCCUAAUAGAUAUUAAACAG
Thunnus maccoyii (southern bluefin tuna) is the source of this 3809-nucleotide messenger RNA. RefSeq names its product secretory carrier membrane protein 5a (gene scamp5a). The record is from RefSeq and is a predicted model, not a curated record. Gene Ontology annotation, cellular component: trans-Golgi network membrane; recycling endosome membrane. The transcript is spliced from 7 exons. The coding region runs from base 305 to 1003 and encodes 232 amino acids. Gene Ontology annotation, biological process: protein transport. Lineage: Eukaryota; Metazoa; Chordata; Actinopteri; Scombriformes; Scombridae.